This is a messenger RNA of Schistocerca cancellata (South American locust), 1762 nucleotides long. RefSeq lists its product as uncharacterized. Lineage: Eukaryota; Metazoa; Arthropoda; Insecta; Orthoptera; Acrididae. Bases 16 to 384 code for a protein of 122 amino acids. The transcript has 3 exons. The record is from RefSeq and is a predicted model, not a curated record.
CAGUACCGCGCAGACAUGGCCAGCUCAACCGUCUCCCUACUGGUCGCAGCAGUGCUGUUGGUGGCGGUGGUGGAGGUGAGCCGCGCGCAGCUGUGCUCGCACUGCGAGUGCCUGCCGGAGCCGUCCAGCCGGCAGCUGUGCGCCCGCCAGGAGAGGACCGGCAAGUUCCGCGGCUUCCGGUCGCGCUGCGAACUCGACUGCUCCAACCGCUGCCGCAAGGACAAAUACGUGUUUGUGGCGAAUGGACGCUGCGGCAAGUACCUGGCGACGAGCACACCACCGACCGACGGUGGCGGCUCCAAGCGGCCGGCCCGUGGACCAGUGGAGGGAAGCGUGUUCGGCCCUCUGCUGCAGCUGCUGAUGCAGGCGGCGCCCAGCUCGUAACCGAAGCUGGCGGUCCGCCAGCAGAUGCCGACCGUACCUGUCCGUCGAGGAGACCACCUUCGCCUGUCAUUCCCUACAUAUAGCCGCACUGUUUUCCUUUACUUUGGCGUGUCUUUGAUGUAUAUCCUCAACAGCAAAGUUUUUUAUACCAUUUUGUUUUCCCUCCACAUGAGAAAAUUUUCAGCUCAACAGCUAUGUUUCUUUAAUAUCACCUUGAUCAAACCACCACCGUAAUAACUCAAACAUCCCAGUUGAAGACUGCCUGAAAGAUGGGCUCCUCUUAAUCAUUUGGGCAUAGUGGGUUGUAUAUAAACAACAAGACAUAGAGCAAUGGCGCAGUUAUUAUCGCAGAGUUCCAUUCAGGCCAUCCGAUGUAUAAUAUAGUGGUGUACUGUAGUCAUAAUGCUCUGUCUUCUUCAGUGUAAAGAGGCUGUUUGGCCGCCAUACAACGAAUAUGUGAAAAUUACUAUCACUCGUUUAUGGACACGCGAAGAAACUGCUCAUUCAAGCUUUGUCUCUCUUUCCCGUAUAUGAUACAAAAUACUUGUCUUGUGCCAACCAGGGAAUUAAGAACUAUGCUUCCAACUACAUUAGUAGUUCCUGUAAUCCAAGGCUGUAUACAGCAGCCUACAUGGGACGUUUGCAUUUAGAAAAACACAUAAACUGUAUCACCAAAUGCAUAUCAUCUGAAUCUCUGUGAUAAACUGUUUACUGUGUACUAGUCAUAAAUUUAAAUAAAUGGAUAUGCCCCACGUAUACGUGUUUCCAGAAUAAUUAGUCAGACAUAGGCAAAUCCUGCAGUUGAUUUCAGCAUGGGUGAAAUAUCCCAAGUCUGCUUAAUGUGUAUCUUCUUCAACAUCUGUAUGCGAACCAGAUGUUGAUGAAGUUGUCUUUUAUGAGAGCCGCUGAUUAGCCUAUGUCUCUUUUUCUUUGGUUACACAUUUCAGUCCCCAAAACUCUUCAAUGAAAGCGACUGAAAGAGUAUUUCCGUUUGUCGUGCAUCCAAACAAAACCUGCGGGAACCUUGGUCAGAUCCACAGUGUCUGGAGUUGCUUCCAGGACAAUAAUGUCCCAGUUGAAGAUACUGCACGUUGGUCCAGCAGGCGAAUAACUAUCUAUUUAUGUGUCUGUAAAAGAAUGUCAAAAAGUUCCUUGGUACGAAAGUAUCUGUACCAACGUCACUACUGAGUUACUAUAAAGUAUGACGUUCCUGAGGAGGCUGUGAUGCAUUACUUUACCAUCAGAUUUCGAUGAUGAUUAUUAGUAGAGCUUGUAAGCUACGUUGCAGUAAGCACAGAUUGUGUUAAGAUUAUGACAGUAUGUUACUGUUCAACAAUGUUGUGUAUUUUAAUAAAGAGAUAAAAACUUUAAAUCGCUA